Molecule: messenger RNA, 1347 nt
Organism: Malassezia sympodialis ATCC 42132
Lineage: Eukaryota; Fungi; Basidiomycota; Malasseziomycetes; Malasseziales; Malasseziaceae
Biological process (GO): regulation of translational fidelity; 'de novo' cotranslational protein folding
Cellular component (GO): cytosol
Molecular function (GO): ribosome binding; Hsp70 protein binding
Source: RefSeq, a predicted model, not a curated record
AUGGCUGCUGUUGUGGACCUGCCUUUUGCUCUGCCGCCGGCACCGGCGAACUACGAGCCUGCUGCUGCCUCGACAUCGGGCGUGUCGCUCGACAAGACUGUGCUGACGCCCGUGGGCGAAGGCUUCCUGGGCUACUUCCGCCGCCGCCUCAACCAGCACUCGUUCGAACAGGACGAUGCGUUGAUGAAGCAGCGUCUCGCUGACCAUGAGGCCGCCAAUGCGGAGGUCGAUGAGCUGGACAACGACAUUGGCGAGGAGCCCGAAAGCGCCGAGCUUCUCGAAAGCGACCCGAAGGAGUGGAAGUCGCUCGACCACUACGCCGUGCUGGGUCUGUCGUCGCGCCGCUACAAGGCCACGCCCUACGAGAUCAAGAUUGCACACCGCAAGAAGGUGCUCAAGCACCACCCCGACAAGAAAGUCGGUGCGACGGGCCUUAGCGACGACUCGUUCUUCAAGUGUGUGGCCAAGUCGUUCGAGAUCUUGUCGAACCCCGAGAAGCGCCGCCAGUUCGACAGUGUCGACGAGGGCGUCGACGAUGACGACGUGCCGUCUGGCAAGGAGAGCCCUGAGCGCUUCUACGAGCUCUGGGGUCCUGUGUUCGAGCGCGAGGCUCGCUUCUCGAAGGAGACGCCCGUGCCGUCGCUUGGCCACGCAGAGAGCUCCAAGGAAGAAGUGGACGACUUUUACAACUUCUUCUACAACUUUGACAGCUGGCGCAGCUUCGAGUACCUGGACAAGGAGGUGAACGAGGGCAGCGACAACCGUGACGACAAGCGCUACACGGAGAAGAAGAACCGCAACGAGCGCGCCCGCCGCAAGAAGGAGGACAACGCUCGUCUGCGCAACCUCGUCGACAAGGCGCUGUCUGUCGACCCUCGCAUCAAAGCGUUCCGGGCGGCGGAGCGCGCUGCGCGUGAGGCCAAGAAGAACAAGGGCCGCCCCGGCAUGCCUGGUGGCCAGAGCGCUGCCGACAAGGCCGCCGAGGAGAAGCGCAAGAAGGAAGAGGCCGAGAAGGCUGCACAGGAGGCCAAGGCCAAGGAGGAGACAGAGAAGGCGGAGCGCGAGGCCGCCAAGAAGGUGCGCGAGGCCGCCAAGAAGAACCUCAAGCGUGAGAAGAAACUCAUCCGCAACAUUGUCACGGGCGCCAACUACUUCCAGCCUGAGGGUGCCACGCCCUCGGCCGCCGUGCUGGAGAAGCAGCUCGACGCUAUUGACAAGCUCUGUGGUGCGCUGGAGCCAGAGCAGGUGCAGACCCUCCGCGAGGCUUGCGAGAAGGGCACAGACGCCGCCAAGGAGGCUCUGAACCAGGCCUGUGCCGACAAAGGUCUGGGCGACGCUUUUGCCUAG